Molecule: messenger RNA, 977 nt
Organism: Bursaphelenchus okinawaensis
Lineage: Eukaryota; Metazoa; Nematoda; Chromadorea; Rhabditida; Aphelenchoididae
Source: the annotation of a GenBank genome assembly
AUGAUCGAUCCGACCAGUUUCACCUACGAUAAGGUAAGUUUUUGAACGUUCUAUUCAUGUACCAUUAGGUUUACAGUUUGUUUAGUUUCGAAAUUCUAAACUUAUAAUUUUCUUUGUCGGAAAAUCUAUAUUAACUUAGGCUUUACCAAUAUUUGGCCAAUAUUCUUGCCUUUCUUGCCAUAACACUUCUCCCAUCUUAUUCCACUUUUUACUGUUUUCGCUCAAACACCAUUAUCUUUUUUCUGUUUUUACUUGUGGCAGUAUCUUCCCAAUGUCGUUUUUGUUUAUACUCGGCCAGUAAUCCCAUUCAUCUUGCAGAAGGCGGCCGAAGAGAGAGCUAAGAAACUGCACGCUGAUGCCAACAGACGCCUGAACAAGCUGAAGACAGAAGUGAAGGAAGUGCUGGAGAAGCAGAAUCUGAACAAGGAUUCGUACGAGUGCCAGUUGUACUCGGAUACCGUAUUCGAUUUGCAGGUAAGGCCAAGUAUUACAAUGUAAAAAUGUACUCUAUGAUGCUCGAAACCUAAUAUUAGGUUGUUCAAAUAAUUCUGUGCCUCAUAACGUCAAAAAUAUUUUUUGAAAGAGAGCACAGAACUAUUUGAACAAUCGAAGUAUAUUAGAAUGUCUUAAAAGUCUUGUCGUUUUUUAAUUUCCAAAUACAUAUGAAUUGACGACAAGACUUUUAGCCUAACAUCAUCCUGAUAUAAAAUGAAAAGAAGAUGAAAAAUAGCAAAAAAACAAGAUUUUACAAUUUCAAAAGUCAAAAUUUAAAACUAGAAUUCAAAAAAAACUUAAAAUUUCAGGAUGGAAGCCAACUACACCAAGUGAAUACCCCCAAGACCCGGCUCUAUUACGUGGAGAAGGUGGAUUCGUUCGUCUUCUUAUCUCGCUCCAACCUCGAUGACAACUCUGGGGUCUGCUACUCUGUUCGCCGACUUCAGGACGACAAGUUAUCCAUCAAAAUUCUACAACAUUAA